Protopolystoma xenopodis is the source of this 2175-nucleotide messenger RNA. NCBI's taxonomy places the organism in Eukaryota, Metazoa, Platyhelminthes, Monogenea, Polystomatidea, Polystomatidae. The record is from the annotation of a GenBank genome assembly.
AUGACUAAAUUUUCCUCAUAUACAGACAACUCGACUGGCUUGGCUGAAAGAAUGCUGCCGAUGCAAUCGAAGACAAAGUCGCUUCGAGAACAAACUGCCUUUUCGUUAAAUUAUUCUGGCAUAGACGACAUCUUUCCCUCGUGUUGGCUGGCAGCUUUCACUCUCGCCGAGUCCGUCUUCUACAGAGCUUUGCUUCCUCUUAGCUGGCUCUUGAAUAUCUUCGUAAUAAGGCUGACGAGGCCACGAAUCCCAAAGGAGAAGCGUGCAUAUCAUAAGAUUCAACAUCAUCCAACAAAUUGGUCUCCCUGCGCGAGAAAAUUCGGCUUUUCCCCAACUGGCCGUCAUUAUGACACCCGGUUUCCCCUUCAUUUGUGCCAAGCCUAUUGCUGCUGCCUCCAAGGAGACAGUGCCCAAGAGUCUUUUUCUUCCUCCAGUCAUGCUAAUAUUCAUGAACCUAUCUACGGAGUCGGUAUGAAGGAGCACGUUGGCGCCAAGAAAGAAUCGCUUUCAGGGCAACAGCAUUCCUCUAAACUGUGCCGGAGCCGAGAGUGCAUUUGUAACCUGUGCGGAUGUACCUUUCUUUCUCGAUGCGCAUGCCAUCGAAUUCGGUGUCCUCGAGCAGAACUGGAACCGAAACGGAUAGAAACUCCCAAGUCAGCGGCUGCAAAGAAGUCAUAUUCCGUCAGAAAUAAUGUCUCGACAAUAAAAUGGCAAUGGAGACAGAAGAAAAGUGUGAAGACCACGGCCAACCCUUCUGCGGUGGACGUUACUGGGGCCUCAACAGACGAAAUCAACACAGCAACACGAUCAAACCGCUCCGAUCUCGGGCGCCCAGAGACGAAGAGACCUGUUGCACUGCUGUUGAUCCGGUGUAUAGCCGUUUCCGAUUUGGCCAACAUUGCAAUGGUUGCGCUGCCUCACGUCCUCAAUCUUGGCCGACUCUCGAGCCAGGAGAGUAUGUCACUGCUGGCCUGUAAGGCCUAUCAAGUGAUGGACCAUCUGCCUCUUGUUCUCGGCGAAUGGUUGCUGGUUGUACUCGCCAUGGAACGCUUUGUUAGCCUACUUUCUCCCACUUCCUUGAUUGCCCGACAUUCUCGGCUACCGACCCGAGUGACUCGUCAGACGACGAGUUGUAGGUCGGUCAGGAAUACCGACAUUCAGGCGUCUUCGAGUAAUCUCAGAGUCAUUCUACAAAUUGGCACCGAGCACGGCGAUCCUUCGAGUCUGGGAGACGACAGUGAGGAGGCUGAGGAGUCUGAGGGAAGAAAAGUCGCAAUGGACUACUCCGGUUGGGCAUCUCGAUGCCCCACAUUUUUCACUUCGUUGCAUCUCAAAAUCGGUCUCGGCCUGUUCAGCGCUGUGGUGUUUGCUCUCUUUCUCAACUACAUGUGGAUAUUUGGCUAUCAUAAAAAGCGAUUUCAGCCGGGAGCACGUCUUCUGGACACUUUGGAGUGCAAAGUUAGACCCGAGUUCUAUCAAAUCUACUAUCGUUUUUUAGUUUAUCUCGAACCCUGUCUUGAGUUUAUUCUUCCCCAUUUGUUGGUCAUCGUCCUGUUUUUGGGUUUCAUUCUGCUUUGGGGACUUCAUUUUACGCAUGUGGUCUGUCGCAAAGCGAAAAGUUUUUCGCCUUCUUUGCACAACACCAGACCGCCUUGUGCUGUGAAUUUCGUCUGGCCGAGUGAAGCCCAGAUCAGCUUGAUCUAUGCCCAACGUGUGGUGCUCACUUUGCUGUUGGACACGCCGAAAAACAUGCAUAAACUGGCCUCCAUUCUUACGGCACGACGGCGCGUCUGGCAAGAAGAGAUGCAUCGCCUCCGCAUGUUGGCCUAUGCCAGUAAAUUUAUGUUCUCCUGUCUGAUGACUCUUGGGGUCCUGUUAGUCCAUCAGUGGCAGCACCGAAUUCGUCGACCAAGCCAGCCACCAUUCGGUCAAGUUCAGCGCAACCGACUUUCUUGUGCAAAGUUACAAGAGACACUUGUCGAUAAUCUCUCUUGUCGUGAGGCACCUGACAUCGAGGUUUUCCGCAACAGGGACCCCAUCCCGGAACGUGCUGAACCAGAGUCACCAUCCUCUAGAAAGCCUGUCAACAUUUGUGCCUUAGUUGAGUGUCAGGAGCUCUUAAUAGACUCUACGACCAGUCAUAAUAUCAAUCAUUUUAUGCUAACUCAGCAAUAA